AAAGCCAACAAGAUCCAAUCUUAACGGCUAAGAUAAAUUACUACACGGAUCGCCAACGUGGCAAUACGUGGUAUAUACAUACACGUCGUUCUUUCCUCAUUUUAAGCAAAUCGUAAACCGCCACAAAACCGAAAAAAACACUAAUUGUGCUUUCCCUUUAGAUUCAUUUGUAUUUUCUUUUGGAGCUUUUGAACAAUGGAGUCAUCACAAGCAACGACGAAGCCAACGAGAGGAGCAGGAGGAAGGAAAGGUGGAGAUAGGAAGAAGAGUGUUAGUAAAUCUGUUAAAGCUGGUCUUCAAUUUCCCGUUGGUCGUAUCGCUCGUUACUUGAAGAAAGGUCGGUACGCUCUCCGAUACGGUUCCGGUGCUCCGGUUUACCUCGCCGCCGUUCUCGAAUACCUAGCCGCCGAGGUACUUGAGCUAGCUGGGAACGCAGCGAGAGAUAAUAAGAAGAACAGGAUAAACCCUAGGCAUCUAUGUUUAGCGAUAAGGAACGAUGAGGAAUUGGGGAGAUUGCUUCAUGGAGUUACUAUUGCUAGUGGUGGUGUUCUUCCAAACAUUAAUCCAGUUCUUCUUCCUAAGAAAUCAACAGCUUCUUCUUCUCAAGCGGAGAAAGCUUCUGCUACCAAAUCUCCUAAGAAGGCUUGAUAAAGAAUAGUAUCGAUGUUGCUUUUUGGUUAUAUUCGGAUCUUAGAUGAAGAAGAAGAAGAAGAAGAAACAACUUGUUUUUUGUUUUAGAGGAUUUGUGUAGGUAUCUGAAAUCUUCUUCUCUUUGUUUUGGUUUGUCUUAUGUAAAAACCAUGGGAAGAUGAUUAUGUUUGUUAACGCAAUUUGUAAUGGAAAAUAAUUAAGUUCUGGGAUUAGUAACUUCAUCUGUCUAAUUAAUUUCUGGGUUUCGUACUUGUUGAUUUAAACAAUUUAGGUGGAUUAAUUGAAAUGGUUUUGG
Molecule: messenger RNA, 946 nt
Organism: Arabidopsis thaliana (thale cress)
Lineage: Eukaryota; Viridiplantae; Streptophyta; Magnoliopsida; Brassicales; Brassicaceae
Gene: HTA7
Product: histone H2A 7
Exons: 2
Coding region: 196-648 (150 amino acids)
Biological process (GO): heterochromatin organization
Cellular component (GO): nucleus; heterochromatin; nucleosome
Molecular function (GO): chromatin binding; DNA binding; protein heterodimerization activity
Source: RefSeq, marked reviewed